CUUCGUUCUUUCUUUCUUCAUCAUUAUAAUCAGCAACUUUUCUGCUUCUUGUUGUGUGAUUUGAGAGGAGUGAAAUCCAAGGGGGAAGAAAUGGUGAAGCAUGCCCCUCUGUUUGCUCAAAUAUUGUUCCAGAGCUCUCUGGCAGUGAUGUAUGUGAUAACUAGGGUGGCUUUUGAGAGGGGGAUGAGUCGUUUCAUCUUUGUUACUUACAGGCAGGCUAUUGCCACACUUGCCAUCUCACCUUUCGCCUACUUUCUUGAUAAGAACAAAAGGCCUCCCAUGACCCUGAAAGACUUGGGUAAAAUAUUUAUUCUUGGAUUAUUGGGGGUUCCACUCUCCCAAAUCCUCUAUUUCUCAGGGCUUUACUACACUUCUUCAACCUUUGCUGCCACCAUAAUGAAUCUCAUCCCUGCCCUUGCCUUUGUCAUGGCUUUUCUCCUAAGAAUGGAGAAAGUGAAUUUAAGGAGUCUAAGGGGACAAGCAAAGGUUGUUGGUACCAUAAUAUGCGUGAGCGGCGCCAUGAUCAUGACUUUAAUUAAAGGUCCAGUGCUAGGAUUCCUUGGUUUCCUUAAGAAUCCGACCGCUCUUUCAGAUCUUUUGGUCACCAAUUCCGCCGUUGUCAUGAAGGAUAAUUGGACACUGGGUCCAAUUCUGCUUGUGCUAAGUGUCACAGCCUACUCUACAUGGAUAGUAUACCAGGCAUGGACUUUCAAGGAUUAUCCUGCUCAGCUAUCCUUGACAGCGAUGAUGUUGGGCAUGGGUACAAUUCAGUCUGCAGUCAUUUCAGUUAUAUUUGAUAGGUCCUCGGCUUGGAAAUUAGGAUGGAAUUUUGAGCUCUUUACCUAUGCUUACAGUGGUAUCAUGUGUUCGGCUUUGGCAUUCUUUAUUCAAAGUUGGUGCAUAAAGAAGAGAGGCCCUGUCUUUGCUGCUGCAUUCAACCCCCUAUGCACAGUAUUGGUGGCCAUUUUAGAGCCUAUUAUUCUUCAUGUCGAUGUUCACGUCGGAUCUGUGGUAGGGAUGUUUUUGAUCAUUUGUGGACUUUACUUCGUUCUAUGGGGCAAAGCAAAGGACAGAAAGCCUGCAAAGAUUUUGCCCACCCAAAAUGAAGAAACUCGUGAAGAGAAAAAGGAAAGUGGGGAAGGAGGCAUAGUGCUUGGGAUGAUAUCUGAGAACCAAAAUGAAGGCGUAGUACUUGAGAUGAUAUCUGGGAACCAAAAUAAAGAUGAAAUCAAGAAUUGAGCUUGGGCUUGAGUGGUUAGCAGCUGAUAUUUAGCCAUGCAGUUACCAUCCCAAAGAAAAGAAAAAAGAAAAAAAACAAUGAAGAAGAAGAAGAUGAAAUCCAUUCAAAGUGUGAAAGGACUUGUAGCUGAGAAAUAGUACAACUGAAAGCACUAUAAAGGACAGAGAAAGAUUGUCUCACUAUGAAAUUGCACGUAAGGUACCUGGAUGACUCACCACGUUCUAAAGUUUUGGAGAUUUCAUCAAGUCAUCUUCCUUCGUAAUUCAAGAACAACUCAUGAUGGAAAACAUGUCAUUUCGAAAUUCUUUUUAGUUUUUUUUUUAUUUUAAAAUUUUGUGUCAAGAGUUAUUGUUGUUAGUAAUAUUGUAUACAGCAUUCUUUCAUUUUUUAUC
Messenger RNA from Amborella trichopoda, 1632 nucleotides. Its product is annotated as WAT1-related protein At2g37460. Gene Ontology annotation, molecular function: transmembrane transporter activity. The record is from RefSeq and is a predicted model, not a curated record. NCBI's taxonomy places the organism in Eukaryota, Viridiplantae, Streptophyta, Magnoliopsida, Amborellales, Amborellaceae. Gene Ontology annotation, cellular component: membrane.